This is a messenger RNA of Lytechinus pictus (painted urchin), 5587 nucleotides long. RefSeq lists its product as uncharacterized. Lineage: Eukaryota; Metazoa; Echinodermata; Echinoidea; Temnopleuroida; Toxopneustidae. Bases 9 to 1061 code for a protein of 350 amino acids. The transcript has 2 exons. The record is from RefSeq and is a predicted model, not a curated record.
ACCCUGUUAUGAUUUAUCGAUCAAGCAGACAUAGGAGGAAAGCUCAGUUGUUGAAAAACGGUAUAAGGCAACAGGACAUACUAAAUUUUUCAUCAUCCGGUUGUACAAAUGGCCUGGUAUCGCGGGUCUCGUUCUCGUCAUGGAGAUUUCCUCUACUUAUUUUGGGGGUCAUGAUUGCACGUGUCACUUUAUCAACCCAGUUUCUUGCUACCAAGCCGAUUCAAACUCUCAACCUGAUCCAAGGUACCAAUGCUUCAAUCAAGUUUGAUCAUCUCGAGUACCUUCCAGGAGCGGCUCCUCAUUACACAUUGAGGUAUCGAUCUGAGGAGCCAUCAUUUUGUUGUAGGUUCAGUGUUCACAUUUCCCUCACCAAUGAAGGCCUCACGGAAGGUCAAAAAAGCAGGUUCUCUGUAGAAGGUAUUCCCAUAAAUAAUACUUUCUCUGUUAUCCUGAACAUUAAUAAUGUGUCUGUUGAAGAUGGUGGAAGUAUUGAAUUGGUUUACAUUUUGCUGCAAUACAAAACACAUGUCUCCGUGAAAACCCGCGUGAAAAGAACGGCAGAAAUCAAUGUGAUUAAUCCACCUGCAGUAGCCGAAUGUCAUUUCGUCAGAAUAAUAGCAUACGCGCAUCAUAUUGUGCGAUGCCAAUCUCCUGCAGAAAAUGGUAGGGUAACUAUCAGUUGUUACCAAGCAUUGUCCAAAAUUCCAUUAAUAGCCGUCUACACGGACAACGAAGAUAUGAUAAGGGUAAUAUUCUUGGCUCAAUUUGAUGAUCAACUUCAAUGUUGUUCUCAUCAUAUAUCAGACAACGUUACACAGGAGACAUGCGACCAAUCAAUCUUGCGCCAUACCAAACACAUCACCACACCCCGCACCACACCUGUCUCACACAACUCCAUCCUCCCAAUUACCAAGAGCCCAUUGCACAUUGAGCAUGAUCUGACUACUGAAGCCUUUCGGCCUACCAGCUCAGCAGAUCAAAAUGAAUUGUCAGGUUGGAUGCCACUGUACCUACAAGUAAUUAUUGUAGUGUGCAUCAGCCUUUUCAAUAUCCUGAAAUAAAUUUUGAAAGAUAGAGACAAUAGGAAAAAGGAUCGGGGUUCUUGUGCAUAGAAAUUCUUGUCUACUAAGUUUGAAAAGUUUUUUUGCAAUUAAAUGCAAACACUGUUCUUCAGUUUUCGACCAUGUUUUCAUUUACACUUAUAUUUUUGAAUUCCAUGUGUGUCUAUUUCUUUUUCCAUUGUUUUGUGCUAUAUUUUGUAUAUAUUUUAGAACAGGUUAUGUAAAUUUUAUUACCUUUGGGAAUAACCCUGAUAGGCCUUUGGCCACCACAUUAUGAUUCCAAACUGAAUAUGUUUCAUUUUAAUGUUUUUUUUUAUUGUAUAUAUCUAUUUGCAUAUGAAUUUGUACUUGUGUUUUUAAUCAGAGGUGGAAAUAAAAUUGAAUUGAAUUGAAAUUGAAUUUUUCUAAAAUAAAAUCUUACUAUGAGUUGGAAAAAUUAUAUCUGAAAGAAAAGAAAUUGAUAAAAAGGUGUUCAUCUUUUACUUUAUUACAUUUAGUCUCUCAGAUAUCAUUCUCCGUAAAAUAUAAUAUUUGUCAUUAAUGGAUUAUUUUUCCUUUGCGCUUUGAUUUGUCUUUUUUUAUACAAAUUAAUGUUAUGACAAUUUCAUGUAAUAUUGCACAUAUUUAAACUUUGUAUACUGUGUUAACUAUUCAGUAAUGUACUGUUGAAAAGUAUGUAUUAUAUUGAUUUUCAAUGAAGGACCUUUGUGGAAGGGAAAAAAAGAGAAAAAAUGUACUACUAAACACAUCUUUCUCAAAUUUCAAAUUCUAUACACAUAAUCACAAAUAUACGUACAACUAGCAAAAUAUCGCCCCCAGUAAAGAGUUUUCAAAAUAUAUAGCCCUAUGUUAGGCAUUGGUAUAUGUAUAUUAUAUAGGCCUUCAUAGAGGGUAAAUUAAAGGAAGUAAAUUGAAAGAGGCACAUGUCUUUGUGUCUCUGUAUGCACAAAUAUUUGCAUACAGUUAGUUGAUUCUGGAUUUGAUAAGUUUGUUAACAAAGUAAAGAAAUAUCGAUUUUGUCCGAAAAGUGGCAUAUUUUUUUAGACAAAGCUGUCAUUUUCCAAUCUUUAAGAAAUAAAAUCACUGUAUGAGGAAGAGAAUAUAGUAAAGUUGAUAAGCACAGUGUGUUUCACCACAGUCGUCCAUUUAAAGAGAUGCUGUGCUAGGUACAUUUAUGAAUCAUUUAAAGUAGAUACAGAACCCAAUAAGAAAUUGAUGUAUAGUGCUACAGUUAAGGUGAAGCCACAAAAACCUUUAAAAAACAAAAACCGUUCCCCAUAAGAAGUGCAAGUGGAAAAUAUGUUGUAAAUGAGUGAAGCAUUGCCAUGAUUUAUUAUAUAUGGGGCUAAUGUUGUUUGAAAUUGAAUAUUAAAAAUCUUGCAUCAGUUAAGUGCUUAAGCUUUUUGAAGAAAAACAAAAUGUUAAAAUUUCAUGUGUUACAUGUAUUACAAUUACCCAGUGUUGUAUGGGCAAUUGUGACACUUGACCUGUUGUUUUCAAAUGAUAAUAGCUUCUAAAUUGAUUGUUUAACUUAAUCCAACCCUAUUCGUAUGUCAAGCCAAGAUAUUUCGUUUUAUUUAGGUUAGAGCAAGUAUUUAGCUUAUUCAAAGGUGAUGAUUCAAAUUCAGAGUUGUGUUAGAUUUGUGUUAUAGCGCCACCUUGUGUUGAAGUGCUUUUAUAAUGUUUUCGCGACGAUUGUAGUUCGCCCAAACCCCCGAAGCUACCGCCAUUUUGUUUAAUCCAUUAGAAGCUAAAAUAAGCCCUCAUUAAUAUUAAUUUCGUACGAUGCUCCCUCGUCAACUGUGGUUUUGUACGUGUAUUAGACAAUACGCACAUCAGCGCAAUGACAAAGGUCAACUUGGCAAAUUCAUUAAUGUAUUCAUUUUGUUACGCGCUCGAGACGCGAAGGAUUCAGCGAAUCAGGCAAGCGCAAAUCUGAGACGAUACGUUGCGCUCUAUAAAGUAUCGAUAUCACAAGCGAUAUCACUUAAAAACAAAGCAUUGUUUGUAUUGCGUCUUAUAGGCAUUUGCUAAUUCCAAACGGGAAGAUGAAAAGAGUAGAUCAAGUCGUGAUUAGGUAAAGAGGUCUCUAGUGCUUUUGCCAUAUCCCUAAAUCGUAGUUACCAUACUUGUCACGCUUGUAACUCAUGAUGAAACGGGCCCCAAUCUAUCAUGUUUAAUACGUUUCCUGUCCCCUUUAUUCUCCAGCAUUUCUUACUCUGUUUUUUUUCCAUUUAAUCAUUUUCCCACUCAAAAUUCUUUUGUGCCGCCUUUCUCCUACAUAAGUAGAGCUCAUUUUCAAAAGGGGUUAGGUCCAUUUUUCAUCAAACUUGAUUUUUAUGUCUUAAUGUAUAGAUUUUCAGUAGCUAUAUGAGAUGAUACCAUAGAAAAGUUGAAAUUCCUAUUAAAAAGUAAACUAAUAUGGCAAAGAAAAAUCACCUUUUUUUCAAAAGGGGUUAGGUCCAUUUCAGUUUAGUUGCAAAAGGGGUUAGGUCCACACAGACUUUUUUUGGAAAAUAAUAUCUUAAAAAAUAUAAAGACACCCCGCACCACACCUGUCUCACACAACUCCAUCCUCCCAAUUACCAAGAGCCCAUUGCACAUUGAGCAUGAUCUGACUACUGAAGCAUUUCGGCCUACCAGCUCAGCAGAUCAAAAUUAAUUGUCAGGUUGGAUGCCACUGUAUACCUACAAGUAAUUAUUGUAGUGUGCAUCAGCCUUUUCAAUAUCCUGAAAUAAAUUUUGAAAGAUAGAGACAAUAGGAAAAAGGAUCGGGGUUCUUGUGCAUAGAAAUUCUUGUCUACUAAGUUUGAAAAGUUUUUUUGCAAUUAAAUGCAAACACUGUUCUUCAGUUUUCGACCAUGUUUUCAUUUACACUUAUAUUUUUGAAUUCCAUGUGUGUCUAUUUCUUUUUCCAUUGUUUUGUGCUAUAUUUUGUAUAUAUUUUAGAACAGGUUAUGUAAAUUUUAUUACCUUUGGGAAUAACCCUGAUAGGCCUUUGGCCACCACAUUAUGAUUCCAAACUGAAUAUGUUUCAUUUUAAUGUUUUUUUUUAUUGUAUAUAUCUAUUUGCAUAUGAAUUUGUACUUGUGUUUUUAAUCAGAGGUGGAAAUAAAAUUGAAUUGAAUUGAAAUUGAAUUUUUCUAAAAUAAAAUCUUACUAUGAGUUGGAAAAAUUAUAUCUGAACGAAAAGAAAUUGAUAAAAAGGUGUUCAUCUUUUACUUUAUUACAUUUAGUCUCUCAGAUAUCAUUCUCCGUAAAAUAUAAUAUUUGUCAUUAAUGGAUUAUUUUUCCUUUGCGCUUUGAUUUGUCUUUUUUUAUACAAAUUAAUGUUAUGACAAUUUCAUGUAAUAUUGCACAUAUUUAAACUUUGUAUACUGUGUUAACUAUUCAGUAAUGUACUGUUGAAAAGUAUGUAUUAUAUUGAUUUUCAAUGAAGGACCUUUGUGGAAGGGUAAAAAAGAGAAAAAAUGUACUACUAAACACAUCUUUCUCAAAUUUCAAAUUCUAUACACAUAAUCACAAAUAUACGUACAACUAGCAAAAUAUCGCCCCCAGUAAAGAGUUUUCAAAAUAUAUAGCCCUAUGUUAGGCAUUGGUAUAUGUAUAUUAUAUAGGCCUUCAUAGAGGGUAAAUUAAAGGAAGUAAAUUGAAAGAGGCACAUGUCUUUGUGUCUCUGUAUGCACAAAUAUUUGCAUACAGUUAGUUGAUUCUGGAUUUGAUAAGUUUGUUAACAAAGUAAAGAAAUAUCGAUUUUGUCCGAAAAGUGGCAUAUUUUUUUAGACAAAGCUGUCAUUUUCCAAUCUUUAAGAAAUAAAAUCACUGUAUGAGGAAGAGAAUAUAGUAAAGUUGAUAAGCACAGUGUGUUUCACCACAGUCGUCCAUUUAAAGAGAUGCUGUGCUAGGUACAUUUAUGAAUCAUUUAAAGUAGAUACAGAACCCAAAAAGAAAUUGAUGUAUAGUGCUACAGUUAAGGUGAAGCCACAAAAACCUUAAAAAAACAAAAACCGUUCCCCAUAAGAAGUGCAAGUGGAAAAUAUGUUGUAAAUGAGUGAAGCAUUGCCAUGAUUUAUUAUAUAUGGGGCUAAUGUUGUUUGAAAUUGAAUAUUAAAAAUCUUGCAUCAGUUAAGUGCUUAAGCUUUUUGAAGAAAAACAAAAUGUUAAAAUUUCAUGUGUUACAUGUAUUACAAUUACCCAGUGUUGUAUGGGCAAUUGUGACACUUGACCUGUUGUUUUCAAAUGAUAAUAGCUUCUAAAUUGAUUGUUUAACUUAAUCCAACCCUAUUCGUAUGUCAAGCUAAGAUAUUUCGUUUUAUUUAGGUUAGAGCAAGUAUUUAGCUUAUUCAAAGGUGAUGAUUCAAAUUCAGAGUUGUGUUAGAUUUGUGUUAUAGCGCCACCUUGUGUUGAAGUGCUUUUAUAAUGUUUUCGCGACGAUUGUAGUUCGCCCUUUGAGUUCGCCCCUUAUCGGCGCCGCGUUGGAGACAUGAAUACUUAAUAAAGUAAGGCUCAAUUAUCACAACUAUUGU